Molecule: messenger RNA, 2308 nt
Organism: Sipha flava (yellow sugarcane aphid)
Lineage: Eukaryota; Metazoa; Arthropoda; Insecta; Hemiptera; Aphididae
Product: AP2/ERF domain-containing protein PFD0985w-like
Exons: 4
Coding region: 492-2228 (578 amino acids)
Source: RefSeq, a predicted model, not a curated record
GUACUGUGAUUUCGGUGAUAUUAAUAUGCGAUCGACGGCGACGGUGAUCGGUUGUAUUUCUUGACGUUCCUUUGCUGCAGACAUUUUUGGUCAUCUUACAAUAGUUGAGACGUCAAACCACGUUGAUUUGACCAUCAAUAUUGUACUCUACUUGUUGCUGCACUACGUUAUUCGUCUAUUGUCGGCAUUAUCGUCGUUUGGACCGUUUGAUUCUACUGCGGGUCGUUCUCACGGGCCUACCCGAAUUCUUCUUGUCGAGCUGUUUUAAAUCGUGUUUUCCCCCGCCGCCUCUUCGAAUGCUGUAUACUGUGUGUUGCAUCGGUUUUUCGUCCGUACGCCGCUCAACUUCUGUUACUCCCUGUCUUCCAAACUUCACGUGAUAUCUCCAUUGCCUGUCGUCGGCCUCUGCUUACGUGAGUUGUCGAGUAGUACCGCUGAAAGCCGAGCCGCUUUGAAUGUUCAUUACACACAUAGCAUAUUAUUGAAGAAAAAUGGCGUCUGAUAUUUCAAACAUUAAAAAAGAACUGAUAUGUAGCGAUAUUAUUGAUAUUUCCUCUGACGAUGAAGGCAAUAAAGUUGAUGAAGAUCAUGUCAAAAAGGAAGGCAUUGAAGACCAUGAUAACAAAGAGAAUGAUGCUCAAAACAACAAAGAUGAUAAUAAAGAUGAAAAAAAUGUAGAGGGUAUUGAAAAUCAAAAUAACAAUGAAAAUAUUGAAGACUGCAAGGAUAAUCAUGAUACCAACACGACUGUCGGUAUUAAUGGAAGUUACGUUUGUAUUGAUCUUACUCUUACUGAUGAUACUGAUAUUAAAAAUGCCAUCAACGAAGAUCUUAAUAAUACAGAAUCAAUUCAAGUUAAUGUUAUUGUUCCUAACAAUGCUAACAUUCCUAACGAUGUUAUCGUUCCUAACGAUGAUAUCGCUCCUAACGAUGUUAUCGUUCCUAAUCAAAUACUUGAUACAAUCUCUGUAUCUUCAGGCGAGGAAGAAUCUUUAAAUGAAGAAGAAUUUGAAGAUGAAGAGGAAGAUAUAGAUGAAGAUGAAGCUGAAGCAAAUGAUCCUUAUUAUAUACAUCCAAGUUUAAUGGAAACUUUUAAUUUUGCAUAUACCAGAAAUACCAAUCGUGCUGGACCUAGGUCAAGAACAAGAAACAAAUUAUCGUUACCAGAUAUGUAUCUUCAGAUUUGUAGUACUGGUAUAAACCCGAGAACUGGACUUGAAAUAAAAGAAAAUUGUCUAAGAAACUUGUAUAUGUCUUUUUUGGAUGAAUCAUCAUCAUCAUCAAAUGAGAGUUUAAAUCAUGCAGUUGAUACCCCGCAAAAUAAUUCUAAUAUUAUAGAUGAUUCAAUGAAAGCUACAUUCCAAGAUUCUGGUGACACUUCUAUAAACUCAAAUCCUGAAGCUAUGUUAAUUUCUCAAGGGUACCAGUCUGAAAAAACAGAAGAAGAUGCAUCUUUUAGUACCAAUCCUAUGAAUCACAUUGCUGAUGAUUCAAAGACUGAAGAAGAAUACCAGUCGGGAGAAACAGAAGAAGGUGCAUCUAUUAAUACCAAUCCUAUGAAUCGCAUUGCUGAUGAUUCAAAGACUGAAGAAGAAUACCAGUCGGGAGAAACAGAAGAAGGUGCAUCUAUUUAUACCAAUUCUAUGAAACGCAUUGCUGAUGAUUCAAAGACUGAAGAAGAAUAUCCGUCGAAAAAAUCAAAAAAAUGUGCAUCUUUUAGUACCAAUCCUAUUAAUCGCAUUGCUGAUGAUUCAAAGACUGAAGAAGAAUAUCCGUCGGGAGAAACAGAAGAAGGUGCAUCUAUUAAUACCAAUCCAGUAAAUGAUAUAAUUGAUGUUGCAAUGAUGGAAGAAUUAGAAGAAGGUGCAUCUGUUAGUACCAACCCAAUAAAUGAUAUGGAUGAUGUUCCAAUGACUGGAAUAGAAUACCAGUCUGGAGAAACAGAAGAAGGUGCAUCUGUUAGUACCAACCCAAUGAAUGGCAUGGAUGAUGUUCCAAUGACUGGAGUAGAAUACCAGUCUGGAGAAACAGAAGAAGGUGCAUCUGUUAGUACCAAUCCAAUAAAUGACAUAGCUGAUGUUCCAAUGAUGGAAGUAGAAUACCAGUCUGGAGAAACAGAAGAAGGUGUAUCUGUUAGUACAAAUCCAUUAAAUAGCAUAGAUGAUGUUCCGAUGACUGAAGAAGAGGAUGAGUCCGGAAAAACAAAUGAAGGUGCUUCAAUCCAAUAAAUGGCAUAAUUGUUACUUCUAAGACUGAAGAAGCAGUGCAUACUGUUAUGAAUACAAUAUUAAAUUGUAUAAAAUAAUGA